This is a messenger RNA of Oncorhynchus gorbuscha (pink salmon), 2780 nucleotides long. Its product is annotated as WAS/WASL-interacting protein family member 3-like. NCBI's taxonomy places the organism in Eukaryota, Metazoa, Chordata, Actinopteri, Salmoniformes, Salmonidae. The coding region runs from base 416 to 1882 and encodes 488 amino acids. The record is from RefSeq and is a predicted model, not a curated record. Gene Ontology annotation, molecular function: actin binding. The transcript is spliced from 8 exons.
AUAUCGGAACUCAUUGGGAAACCUCAUGUCAUUCAUUUGGGCAAAACAUUGACAAACAAAACCAUGUUCUGUUCUGGUUGUUAUUCGAAAGCGUUGCUAAGUAACCUAAUUCCACCCUACCUAAGCAUGAGACAGUGAUGAACAGAAGACACACGGGUGUCUCGCUCUGGAAGACAGCUCUUCUAAGGAAAUCCUGGAAGAUUUAUGAAGUUGUAAAAUGUGGGUGGAAGUCUCUGUCUGACUGUCAACGCUUCAGCCAAACAUCUGCUGAUUUUUCUAUCAAAAAAAAAAAAAAAAAUCUUCUCAGAUUCCAUUCCUGAAACUGGAACUAAAUAUUCCAACUAAUUAUUCCAACGAAGAAGAAUUCCAUUUUGUACUACAUUCUGCAAGUUUGUGGGUUGCCUGCUUUCUUAAGAUGUUUCUGCAACAUAGUCUUGGGUCGAGGUAUGGAAGGAGGAAAUCGAGUGUGAAAAAAGGAGAAGUUGUAGAAAGGAAGGAAGGAGAAGAAAUGAAAGAGGAGGAAAACAAAGAAGAAGAAAUGAAAGAGGAGGAAAACAAAGAAGAAGAAAUGAAAGAGGAGGAAAACAAAGAAGAAGAAAUGUGGGUGUUUGUUGCAGAUUUUCAAAGGCCAGAGAUUCUGUGGUCAGCCAUGCCUGUCCCCCCUCCUCCCCCUCCCCCUGCACCUCCACCACCUCCACCACCCUGUACUGCUCACCCACCGCAGUCUCGGCCAGACCCUCCUAGUCUCCAGAGUGUUGGAGGAAGAGGAGGGAGGAACGCCCUGUUAGUAGACAUUCAGAAAGGAGCCAGGUUGAAGAAGGUUUUACAGGUCCAUGACCGUAGCGCACCAGUUGUCGACAAGCCCAGGGCCAGUGGUGGUCUGUCCCAGGACCAUCCCCAGGGAGGAUCAGGAGAAGGGGCGGAGGCUAUGAGGCCCUCUCUAGGGGGCUUGUUCUCUGGCGGGUUCCCCAUCCUCAGACCCGCUGGGCAGAGAGCCUUCACAGGGAAGAACGUGGUUUCACGCUCUAGCUCAUCAACGGGACUGAAGCCUCAGUGGAACCCUCCACCGACAUCGUCAGACAGUGGCCACACCCCCGAGCCCUACCAUAGGCCGACAGAGAGAGGAAGCCCUUCCCACCACCCUGCCCACUCAGCCUCCGCACCUCCCUCUCCCUCUCACAGCAAACCUCCCCUCUCCAUUACUGCCCCCACCACCACUCUUCCUCCCCCUCCUCCCUCAUUCCAUGAGCGUCCCAGCAGCAGGCCUCCCCCAUCCCUACUGGUCCUCCCCCUCCUCCCCCUACCCAAGUCACCAAGCCUACCUGGCUCCCCAUCCAGCACCCUCACCCCUUACCCCAGCCCUCUACCCUCCUCCCUCCACGCCCCCUCCUCCCUCCCUAACCGGAACUCUGGUUUCUUCUACCCGCCUCCUCCCUCCCCCAUCCUCUCCUCCUCCCUCCCCCUCCUCCCUCCCCUGUCCUCUCAUCCUUCCCCCUCCUCCCUCCCCCGUCGUCUCCUCCCUCCCCCUUCUCCCUCCCCCCCCAUCCUCUCCUCCUCCCUUCCCCCUCCUCCCUCCCCUGUCCUCUCCCCUUCCUCUGAAUUGAGGUUCUCUAUCUCUGGUCCCCACGGCCCCCUCCUCCUCCUCCUCCUCCUCCUCCACCCCUCCCCGCCUCAUUCACCCCCAGCUGCCCCUCCUCUCUGCCCCCUCCACCACCCAAGAUGCCCCCUGUGCCGUCCCCUGCCAUGCGGCCCCCGGUGCCCCCCUCCUACCCCUGCACUGCACCUAGUCGGCGACCACCAGCUGUGCCCAGGAGUGCAGGUGUGGGGAGGUCGUUGGCUUCUCCCCCUGUCCCACCGGCCCGCUCCCCGUCCACCGAGCUGACCAACCGGAUCCCUCCCCCUCAUCCUCCUCCCCUUCCCCCGUCCUUAAUGAGGAAUGGACACAGUCUAAGCUUGCACAGCCUGGACGACUUUGAGUCUAAAUUUCAGUUCCACCCAAUAGAAGACUUUCCCCCUCCAGAGGAGUUCUGGCCCUUUCCGCGCAUCUACCCAAGCAGAGAGAACCAAGGAGUGAUCAGGACACAGCUGUGGUGAUGCAGUGAGACAACAUGGACCCCCCACCCCCACACAUCCAACAGCUGGCCCAACACAUCCUCUUCAUCCUACAUUAUCCUCAUCCUCUGUCCCCAGGGGCCAUAAUUGAGACUGUGUGUGUGUGCGUGCGUGCGUGCGUGUGUGUGUGUGUGUGUGUGUGUGUGUGUGUGUGUGUGUGUGUGUGUGUGUGUGUGUGUGUGUGUGUGUGUGUGUGUGUGUGUGUGUGUGUGUGUGUGUGUGUGUGUGUGUGUGAAUGCAAUACCGUGCCACACCCAGUGCAGGCUAUGUGACCUCCAACCUUCUCCAGUGUGGGAUGUUUUGAAUGUGUCAGGAGGGUAGAACCCAACAGUGAUAUAUAUAUAUAUCUAUUGAUAAACUGGGUGGCACCAGCCCUGAAUGCUGAUUGGCUGACAGCCAUGAUAUAUCAUGGGUAUGACAAAACAUUUAUUUUACGUUGAUAAACAGUUUAUAAUAGCAGUAAGGCACCUCUGGGAUUUGUGGUAUAUGGCCAAUAUACCACGGCUAAGGUCUGUAUCCAGGCACUCCAGGCGUUGUGUCGUGCGAAAGAACAGCUCUUAGCCGUGGUAUAUUGGCCAUAUAUCAUACCCCCUCGGGCCUUAAAUAUAUACUGUAUAUAUAUAUAUAUGUCUCUCUCUGUUCUCUCCCUCUCUCUCUAUGUCUCUCUC